Molecule: messenger RNA, 2417 nt
Organism: Anopheles cruzii
Lineage: Eukaryota; Metazoa; Arthropoda; Insecta; Diptera; Culicidae
Gene: Sec15
Product: exocyst complex component 6
Exons: 1
Coding region: 64-2364 (766 amino acids)
Biological process (GO): Golgi to plasma membrane transport; exocytosis; intracellular protein transport
Cellular component (GO): membrane; exocyst
Source: RefSeq, a predicted model, not a curated record
CGGACCCAAUCUGUGCGGAAUUAUCGGGUUUUGAGGAUUGGAAAGUGAACUAACUGAUCGACGAUGGGCAGCAUUUCGAUGCAGGACAUCGAGGCGGUGGACGACUACUGGGGCCCAACGUUUCGCACCAUCCUCGAGGGAAAUUCGCACGACCAAGUGUCGGAGCAACUGGACGCCCGGAUCCGAUCGCACGAUAAGGACAUCGAGCGGAUCUGCAACCUGUACUAUCAGGGGUUCAUCGAUUCGAUCCGCGAGCUGCUGCUGGUGAAGUCACAGGCCCAGGGUCUGAACCAGGAAGUGUUGACGCUGAACGAUUCCCUCGGCAAAGCAUCGGCCGGAGUGAUCGCGAAGGGCAACGAGCUGGUGAAGGCACGCAAGGUAGAGGGCAACAUUGCGGGCGCAAUCGAGGGACUGUCGAGCUGCCUGCCGGUGCUGGAAUGUUACAGCAAGCUGUUGCGGCAAGUGCGUGAAAAGCGCUACUAUCCGGCCCUGAAAACGCUGGAGGUGCUCGAAAACGAGUACCUCCCGAAGGUGGCCGGAUACCGGUUUUCGCAGCAGAUGCGCGACACGAUUCCGCGGCUCAAGGAAAACAUCAAGAAAUCGUCCGAGGAGGAUUUUCGCGAGUUUCUCGAGAAUAUACGCAAGUUUUCGCCGAAAAUCGGGGAGAUUGCGAUGAAGCACACGAAGGAGUUGCAGAAGCGCGAUCUGGACACGAUCAUCGCCGAGUACCGGCAGCUAGCGGAACGGGGUGGUCCCGCCGGCAGUGUGUUCGGCGAUGACGAUGAGGAUGUGAACGCGCAGGAUCUGAUCGAUUUUUCACCCAUCUACCGGUGUCUUCACAUCUACACCGUGCUGAACGAUAAGGAGUACUUCGAGAAGGACUACCGAAAGCAGCGGCGCGAUCAGGCCAAGCUGGUCCUGCAGGCACCACAAACGAUGCACGACAAUCUGGAGGCGUACAAGACGUACAUCUACUCGAUCGUGGGCUUCUUUGUGGUCGAGGAUCACGUGAUGAACACCGGAGGGGACGUUGUGACACAGACGUACCUCGACGAUCUGUGGUCGUCGUCGUUGUCGCGCGCCGUCAACGUGCUUAGCAUGUCCUCGUCGUCCUGUACCGACCCAAACGUGUUGCUGCGUAUUAAGAACUUGAUCAUGCUGAGCAUAACGACAUUGAAAAACUACGGUUACACCGUGUCCCAGCUGUGGGAUCUACUGCUCGAGAUGCGCGAUCACUACAACGAGGUACUGUUGCAGCGUUGGGUGAAUGAGUUCCGAGACAUUCUCGAUCGGAGCGACUUUCUGCCGCUGGAGGCCCACAACCAGGACGAGUACGAUGCGGUCCUGGAACGCUUCCCGUUCCACUCCGAGCAGCUGGAGACGCAACCGUUUCCGAAAAAGUUCCCGUUUUCGCGCAUGGUCCCCGAGGUGUACCACCAGGCGAUGGAGUUUAUGUACGCGUGCAUGAAGUUCUCCGAGGAGCUGACCCUGUCGCCGAACGAAAUCGCCGCCAUGGUGCGGAAGGCGGCCAAUUUGCUGCUGACCCGCAGCUUCAGUGGCUGCCUGUCGGCGGUAUUCCGUAGCCCGAGUUUGGCCCUGAUGCAGGUCAUUCAGAUCAUCAUCGACACGCAGUACCUCGAGAAGGCGGGCCCGUUCCUCGACUCGUUCGUUUGCAAGAUGACGGGCACGGUGCAGAGCGUGACGCAGACGCCGUCCGCCAUGUUCCACGUGGCCCGCUCCGAGGCGGAACAGCAGGUGUCAACGAAGCUGUGCUGCAAACUGGACGAAUUCUUCGAGGAGCUCGAGGGCUACGACUGGAUGCUGCCGGAAUCGUACGGCCACGCGUCCCCAUUCGUGACCGAUAUGGUCGCGUUCUUGCAGAGCACCUUCCAGAGCUUCUCGUACAUUCUGCCCGGUGUGGCCCAGGGCGCCUGUCGGAAGGCGUGCGAACACAUCGCCACGACGGUUUCGAAGCUCAUUCUGUCGGACGACAUCCGGCAGAUUUCGGGUGGCGCCCUCGACCAGAUCAACCUCGAUCUGAUGCAGUUCGAGCUUUUUGCCUCGUCGGAUCCGGUGCCGGGUCUGCGUGAAGGCGAUCUGUCAAAGUACUUUGCCGAAAUACGCCAGCUACUGGACCUGCUGAUCUCGGAGGACUGGAGUGCCUAUCUGCACGACUUCGGGAAGGACGAAAAUCGGUACUCGCUCGUGCACCCAUCCACGAUCAUCGUGGUGCUGGAGAAGCUCCGGGAAGCGGACAAGAAGUCGAUGCUGUCGCUGAUGAAGUCGAAAUCGGAACGCGACAAGAAAAAGCUGCUCGAAACGGUGCUACGCCAGUUGAAGCAGUUGGCCGAGCGACAGAACUAGGCCACCCCCUCAAACAUCCGUUUAGAUUAGAACUCGUACAUGUAUUACAGCGA